Messenger RNA from Chondrus crispus (carragheen), 1734 nucleotides. RefSeq names its product Serine/threonine protein kinase. The record is from RefSeq and is a predicted model, not a curated record. The transcript has a single exon. Bases 1 to 1734 code for a protein of 577 amino acids. Gene Ontology annotation, molecular function: calcium/calmodulin-dependent protein kinase activity; calmodulin binding; calcium-dependent protein serine/threonine kinase activity. Gene Ontology annotation, biological process: peptidyl-serine phosphorylation; intracellular signal transduction; protein autophosphorylation. Gene Ontology annotation, cellular component: nucleus; cytoplasm. NCBI's taxonomy places the organism in Eukaryota, Rhodophyta, Florideophyceae, Gigartinales, Gigartinaceae.
AUGACGCAUCUGCGCCACGGCCGCCCGCACCGCAUCCAUGGCUGGGGCCUCGUUAAGGCCCCGGGCGCGCGCUUCGCCCAGCGCCGCUACAUGCGCCUCAUCCACUACACCCUGACCGUAUUCGACGGCCCGGAUGAGGACACGGACCUCGUUCUCUGCGAGCAGAUUCUCGUCGGCGCCCAGGUCUCCUCCGUCAACCGCCGCCGCGAGAUCGUCAUCCGCUUCCCCAACGACCGCCUCACCGUCCAGCUGCGCACGGAGAAGGAGUACCAGGCCUGGGACCGCGCCUUCCGCGACGGCUCCCGCGUCGCCGACAACUACUACAAGCUCGUCCCGUCGCGCAAGCUCGGCGCCGGAGCCUUCUCCUCCGUCUUCUUCGGCUUCGAUAGCGACGACGGCGAUCACGUCGCCAUCAAGGUCGUCGAUAAGACGAGAUGCUCGCGCGCAGAGCUCGUCUUUGCAGAGUCCGAGGCUCGCAUGAUGGCCUAUGUGCGCCACCCUUUCAUCGUUCAAUGUCGCGACAUUUUUGACGCCCCGCACGCCAUGCACGUCGUCAUGGAGUACAUGUCCGGCUCCACCUUGGAGCAGCGCAUGCUUGCGAGACCCCCCGCCGAGAGACCCUUCUCGGAAACCAUUGCUGCCACCGUCAUGGCACGUAUUCUUUCCUCUCUCGCCUAUCUCGAGGCCGAGCGCAUCUGCCAUCGCGACGUCAAGCCGGAGAAUAUCCUCCUGUCUACAACGCAGAACGACGAUUUAUGGCCUACGUCGGCGAGGUUAUCUGAUUUUGGCCUUGCCGCCUUUAUCGACACCGAUUUCGAUCUCACCGAUAUUGUCGGCACACCAAACUAUGUCGCCCCCGAAGUCAUUUCGAGGGACGAACUUAACAACGAACGCGUUGGCUAUGGAUCUCCAGUCGAUGCAUGGGCCGUGGGAAUUCUCUUGUUUUGGAUGUUGACGGGCGGCAAGCUUCCUUUUGAUGGACCAGAUUCGGGCGCCAUCUUCAAGGCGGUGAGAGCUGCCGAACUCGACCUGGAGGUCGCUCCAUGGCCAUCUAUAUCAUCCGGAGCCAAAUCUCUUUUGAAGGGGCUACUCCACCCUAAUCCGAGGAUACGUUUGCGCUCAACUGCCGCGCGUAUGCACCCAUGGCUGUUGUGCGCCCAGGAAGUGCAUUCUGCCACACACCACGCGCACGCCUAUACAAAUAGCCACCAGCGUGGCAUGGUUCUCGGUGUAAAAAAACGGGUGCGAGCGGCGGUACGGGCAAUCAUGGCUUACAACCUAUUUUUGCAGUUGGUGAACAAACAGGUGAUAAGGGAGCAGGAGACGGUUCGAAGCGAGCGCCUGCGCAAGCACGGGAUCGCGAAAAAGGCUAGCCUUGGUGAGAAGAUGCAGCGGGCGCCGGAGCGGGCGCCGGCUGGUGCGGAUGGACUCGGGUACAACGUCGGGUUGUUCCCGAGCUUUGUACCGAAACGGCGGGCACGGGCUGGGCCUUUGUCGAGUAGCCAGAAGAAGGAGAGCAACGUGAGCUCUGGCUUCUCCACGACGGGGUCGGACCACAGUAGAUCGUUGCCCACGAGGGUGAGCGGGGAGAGUGGAAGCAGUGCCGGGAGCUUGACACGAGGCGGGGAGAAGCAAGUGAGCAUAGAUCGAUCGUCUGUGGGAUCGAAGUCAUCGACAAAAUCGGGCUCGUGGGGGUUCAAACUGAGGGGGCGAGGUACGGACAAGGGCUCGUGA